AUGCCAACGGCGGUGCUGGCGGCGCGCGCGCAGCCAAUGGCGGGGCCGCGGUGCGUGAACCGGUUUCCGGAGAAGCCGCUGUGCAAGUUCGUCGACGACCUCGCCGCGUCGCCGCUCACCUUCGUGGACGCGUCGGCCGGCGAGACCAUCAAACUCGGCGCGUACGACAAGUUCCACCGCGACCUGCCCCCCACCAAGGUGUACGCGUUCGGCGUCUCCCGCAGCUCGGCGCGCUACCCGGGCCCCGUGCUCCUCGCAACACGCGGCACCACCACCAGGCGGUGUGCUGAUUACCCUCCUUGCAAGCGGUGUGCUGAUUACCCUCCUUGCAAGCGGUGUGCUGAUUACCCUCCUUGCAAGCGGUUCAAUGCCGUCAAUCAGUCUGUCACGAUCGUUAGGCUUUUGGUUUGCUGGGUCUCCAACAUUCGGAGCCACUUCCCCUCUAAUCCCCACCUCAAUUCCAUCUUCGCUCACCUCGAUGUUAUCACAGCCGUCCAUAAGCAUGGGGGGGAGACGCCAAGCAAAUCCGACGGUCACCCUCUGGCAUGGUACACGGCGAGUGGUGAGCACGGACCCGAGUUCGAAUCCCAAGAGCACACUUAUCCCAACAUGCAACGCGCGACAAUGCUGUGGUAUCACGACCACACGAUUGGAAUGACGGCACAGAAUGUGGUCGCGGGAUUGGCGGGGCUUUAUGUUAUCCGCGACCCGCAAGGCGAGCAGAGGCGGCUCAAGAAGUGGCUGCCACGUGGCGAGCGUCAAUUGCACCUCGUGAUCGCUGACAGGAUCUUUUUCCCGAACGGAUCCAUCAAUUAUCCGAAGCAGGGCUUAGUGCCGAACGUCCACCCGAAUUGGAUACCGGGUUACACUGGCGAUACAAAUGUUGUAAAUGGCAAGGUUUGGCCGUUCCUCAAGGUUCGGCGAGCGAUGCACCGGAUGCGCAUGGUGAAUGCAGCCAACGCACGCACGUACAACCUGACCUUCCAGUGCGCUGCACGUGGUGACUCCAACUUCAACCCCCCUCUCAGUGGGCCACUGCUGCCCUUCCACCUCAUUGGUUCUGAUGGCGGCUACCUCGUCCGUCCGCUGCGCUGCGCCUCUCUGCUCGUCGUCCCCGGCACGCGGCACGACCUCCUUCUCGACUUCAACGCUGCGCCCGCCUGGUGCCGUGACGUCAUUCUUGUCAACAGCGCCUCCAUUCCCUUCCCUGUGGGGCAGCCUGCUGACUGGUUCACGGGCGUGGUAAUGCGCUUCAUCAUCAACCAGCGCUCGCCAAUCAAGCCCCCCGCCCUGCCCAACAAGCUGUCGGACAUCCCCCCAGUGGACCUCUCCCAGGCAGUGAGGCAGCGCUGGCGGGCCUUAGUGUUUGUCAUCGACCGCGUGUCACGGGAACCGAGCGCCAUGCUGCUGGAUGGCAAGGCCUCCUCUGCUCCUGCCACCGAGAAGGCCAAAGUGGGCACUUCAGAGCUUUGGCACAUCAUCAACCCGACAUUCGAGGCGCACCCCAUCCACCUCCACCUCAUACAACACCGCCCCAUCUCCCGCCGUCCGAUCGACUCUGGCGGGUUAAUCAACGGCUCAUGUUCGCUCGCGCCCUCCUCCCCUGUCAAGCCCAGCUGCUUUACAGGGCCGGCCCGGCCCGUGCCACAGCAAGAGAGGGGAUGGAAGGACACCACUGUUGCAUUCCCCAACAGCGUUCUCACCAUCUUUGUGCCGUUCAAGGGGCAAGUGAGUGAGACGCGGUGCAGUGUGGUGGAGGGGAAGGUGGUAGGGUGA
Messenger RNA from Closterium sp. Yama58-4, 1776 nucleotides. NCBI's taxonomy places the organism in Eukaryota, Viridiplantae, Streptophyta, Zygnematophyceae, Desmidiales, Closteriaceae. The record is from the annotation of a GenBank genome assembly.